UCAGGAUCGGGUUGCACCCAGAGGCCAUUCAGUAGCGUGGAACAUGGGCUUUGCAGAGGUUUCGGCUCUUUGGACGCUGGUGGUGGCGGCGGCGGCGGCCCUGGCCGGAGCCGCCGAAGUGCUGGUGGUCCUCCCACAGACGUCGCACAGCCACCUGCGCUGCAACACGGCAGUGCCGCGCGCGCUGGCGGAGCGCGGACACAACGUCACCCUGGUGGUGCCCUGGCCGCCACACGGCGACACCAGCAUGUUCAAGAGCGUCAUCGUCGUCGGGGACUGCACCGACGCGUACGGGGGAUUCUUGAUGCGCGAGUACAAGAAGAGGGGCCUGUUUUGGCUGGAGAACAUCAGCUACCUGACGCCGGGGCUCCUGCAGCCCAUGUCCAUGUGGUUCUUCGUGUGGAAGUACGGCGACAUGAUGGUGGAGCACACGCUGCAGCAUCCCGCCUUCCGCCGCGAGGUGCUGGACCGCCCCGACGCCCACUACGACGUCGUCCUGAGCGAGCUGCUGAUGCAGCAGGAGGCCUUCCUCGGCCUGGCGCACCACUUCGACGCGCCCCUGGUGGCGCUGCAGCCCAACGCCAACCACGCCAGGGUGGCGGCGCACAUGGGGGGCCCCACCAACCCCGCCUACGCCAACGACCGCUGGCUGCAGGCAGCGGGCAGCCUGGACUUUUGGCAACGGGCGAAGAACGUUCUCCUCUACCUGUACUCCCAGGCUGGACUGUACCUCUACCACCUCCCGAGGCAACGCGGCCUGCUCCGUCGGUUUUUCCCCGACGCGCCUUCACUGGAGGAGCUGGAGGAGGCCCGCCUGGUCCUCACCGUCUACAACGACCACCCGCUCCUGACGUACCCCAUGGCCCUGCCGUCCAACGUGGUCCGGGCGCCCCUCGCGCACCUCCAGCCGCUGCCGCUCCCACAGCGGUUGCAGGGCUUGCUGGACAACGCGACGGCGGGGGCGAUCGUCUUCAGCCUUGGCUCCCUCAUGAUGCCGUCCGAGAUGCCUGCGAGCGUGCAGUCCGCCUUCAUGACGGCCUUCGGGGAGCUGGGCCACAGUGUGGUGGCGAGGUGGUCUGACAAACCGCCCACAGCCAACGUCCCCGACAACGUGCACCUCGAGACAUCGUGGAUGCCCCAGGACGACCUUCUGGCCCACGCCAACACCCUUCUGCUGGUGUCGUCGUGCGGCUGGACGAGCGUGCAGGAGGCCAUGUGGUACGGCGUGCCCGUGCUGUGCAUGCCGCGCUUCGGCGACCAGUUCGCGACCCUGGCCGUCGUGGAGGAGCUGGGCGUGGGCUUGGCGUUGUCGAAGGAACGCAGCCUCGCCGACGUCCGCCAGGCCCUGCAGACGCUGCUGCAGCCCGACAACAGGUACCGGCGAGCCGCGCAGCGCCUGGCACUGCUGCUGCAAGACCAGCCGGUGCCCGCCCUGGACGUGGCCGUGGAGGCCGUGGAGCACGUAAUUCGGUGGCGCGGCGCCGGCCGCUACCGACGGCCCUCCGCCGCGCGUCUGCACUGGCACCAGCUCGUCCUCCUCGACGUCGUCCUGUUUCUUAAACCUAGUAAAUAA
This is a messenger RNA of Thrips palmi, 1573 nucleotides long. RefSeq names its product UDP-glucuronosyltransferase 2B33-like. The coding region runs from base 44 to 1573 and encodes 509 amino acids. NCBI's taxonomy places the organism in Eukaryota, Metazoa, Arthropoda, Insecta, Thysanoptera, Thripidae. The transcript has 8 exons. Gene Ontology annotation, molecular function: UDP-glycosyltransferase activity. The record is from RefSeq and is a predicted model, not a curated record.